CAAAGAGGAAAUGGCAUUCGGCCUCGUGCAGCAUCGAGAUCAUCCGUCUGAUUCUUGAGCCUCUUGAACCACUAAGCCGGUAUGGGAGUUCUAGGAAGGAACGAAACGUGGAAUAGCCUUGCAUCAGCUUUGCGCACUUCACAACCCACUCCGGAAACAGGUUACAUAGCAUUAUCACAGCUAAUUGGAGCCAUUAUCGUGUUGGCUGGGGUGAUCCUGGGAGUAAUGACGUACUUCAGCUACCGAUGGCUGAUCUCUCGUCUACAACCAAUAAUAUGCUCAGAAGAUGGAAACUCUGCUCUUUUACCUCCUUUAAACUCUCCUGGUGCUCCCUCUCUGAAGAUAAGUCACAGCUUACCAGACAUUAAAGAGGAAUUGCAAAAAGAUGCUUUCUGGCCAGACACUAAAAAAGAAGCCCCACCUCGACAGACAACUUUGCCAACUGUGCCGGCAAGACACCAGACGUUUCAGAGACAGCUCUCCUAUCGUCUGGAACUCAAUAACGUUCCUUUUGAAAUUUGUCACAAACCAAUCCGAGAAAAAGCAUCGGUGGGAGAAAUUAAACCCGAACUUUACAAGAAAGAACUUGUCAAAGAAGCUUCUAUUGACACACCGGAGGAAGAGAAGAAUAUGCACAUUCCUUGUGGGAAAUUACAUUUUAUACUCAAAUACGACUCUGAUGUCGAAGGGCUCAUCGUCAGGGUUUUACGGGCUCAAGACCUUCCUCCUAAAGACUUCUUUGGAACAGCUGAUCCUUAUUUAAAGAUUUCCCUUCUUCCUGAAAGAAAGAAAAUUUUUCAGACCAGGGUUCACCGUAAGAAUCUUAACCCUGUCUUCAAUGAAACGUUUGUUUUCGGAGGAACCCAAAACCAGCUAAGGAACAGGACCCUGCAAUUCUCCUUGUACGACUUUUCCAGGCAUGACCUGAUUGGUCAGGUACAAGUCACGGGUUUCGGCGAGAUUUGUGACAUUGCUCACGAAGUGGAGUACACCAUGGACAUAAUGUGCGCCCCUCAGGAAAAGAGAGAUCUUGGAGAGCUUAUGCUGUCUCUGUGUUAUCUACCGACAGCAGGAAGACUGACAGUCACUGUACUGAAAGCUAGGACUCUGAAAGCUACGGCCAUCGCUGGCUCUUCAGAUCCUUAUGUAAAAGUGUCUUUGAUGUGUCAGGGGAAAAGAAUAAAAAAGAAGAAAACAUCAGUCAAAAAAGAAACUUUGAAUCCCGUUUACAAUGAGGCAUUAGUAUUCGAUGUUCCUGCAGAAAAUAUUGAAGACGUAAGCUUAAUCGUCAAAGUUCUGAAUUAUGACAGGGUUGGAACCAACGAAAUGAUGGGAUGUUGUGCAAUCGGAAACGGAUGUAUCGGUCUGGGACGCGACCAUUGGAUGGAGUUGCUGGAUAGCCCUCGGAAGCCCAUAGCCCAGUGGCAUCCUUUAGCAGAAAAUAUACCGAGUUGUUUAGAACCAUCCCUGGUAAAGUGCAUCAGCACGGGCUGAUCAUUAACUCGAAUACAGUCAGUUGAUGAAAUUCUGAUGUUUUCUUAUUGGCUUUGACAGGCGUUGGCGAAACUGUAGGUCAUCGAACUUCCUCAGUCAUGCCCAUGUUCUAAACAUCCAUCAAACCUUCUACAAACAACAAGUUGCGAAGAUUGGAUGGCGUGAGCAACGUUUAUGAAACAGAUAAAAACUAACUUCACUUUUGUCGUAGACACUGUCCUGGGUUAUAGUUUAGGGACGAAGUCAUUGUGGCUUUUAAAAUGUAACUUUGUGUUAAUUAUCAUUUAAUUUUUAUACAACUGUAAACUAUACCACUAGCUUUUCCGUGUGGGUUUUUGUUUCCAACAUAUCAUAUAUUCCACAUCCAUUAAAACAAGUUUGAUGUAUUGGAUAUAUAAUUUGAUAUUCACUGAUGAUUUAUUUUGGCAUUCCUAGAAACUCCAUUUUUUAUUCACUAUGAUCAACUAAAAAUGUUUUCUCGCUAAUAUAUUGCUAAAAAAUCAUCUUUAAAAGCUCAGUAUAUCAUCAGCUCUAAAGGCACCUGUUCUAAAACUCUCAGUUCAAAAUUCUAGGCUCUAGACAUUAACUUCAAACUUGAAAAUCAUUAGUGCUAAAACCAUUAUCUAGAGGCAAGAUCGUCCUAAUCCAAAAAUCUAAUUGGAAGUAAUAUCCUGAUUUGAAAUUUGAAACCUACUAAUUGUGUUGGGAAAAGUAAGUAAAAAACAGUUUAGUCAAUAUUAUAUAAAUAUCAAACUGGCCCUCACUUGUUACUAUAAGUUAAAGCAAUAGAAAAAUAGAUAUUUAUAUAUACAUACUAAAAUACACGUGGGUUGUCCAACCAGCAUUUGGUCAUGUCACAACUUCCUUUGCCAAAGAACAGCGCAUGUCGGUUAAAACUUUAAAAAACUAAAAUCAUGUAAGUAAUUAGAUCAAAAUUGGUUUCUUCAAAACAAUAAUUAAUAGAAAAUUUCUGCUGAAUUAAUUUGACAUUUGUAAUCUAAUUUUAUUUUUGCUAAGGAAAUGCUUGGAGAGAUUAUUUCAGGAAACCAAAAGAAUGUAAAAAAACUAACUUUAUAUUUUAAUGAAAUAAGUGUUUCUUCAUAGCUUCUGUGCUAGUACUAAUAAAUGCUGGUAGAUAAUUUCCACCAUGAUUACCCAACUUCAGCAUUAAAUCAUCGAUGAAAGCUUUCCAUUAGAAAUUCUGCGGGUACCUCAUAAAUUUUGAAAAUAAAUAAAACAGAUAAAAAUGAAAUAAGAACGUUUGUAGUUCUUAUAUAUAUAUAUUUUCUAUUUUUAGCUGAGUUAUUUAUUUCCACAAUUAUUUAUUGGCUAUCUAUUAGUACAGAGAGAUAAAAAUUUUAUCUGGAUUUUCUUUUUUUAAAUUCUACAGCUCUCAUAGCACACGAAGUGUUUGGGUAAAGCCAUUUUGCUUGCACAAUGUACAUAUGGAUUGUAUUGUAUGUUGUGGCAUGCCUGAUAGGCUCAUUAGCUUAAGACAAAUCUGCCUUUAUUUGCUGUUGAAAACACUAGUGUUCUUCAAGACUCGGUAAAUUAACAUAAAUAUUUUGAACAAACUUUAACAAGUUGUAAAGAAUGUCGAUCUGUAAAGUGUGGUUGAAAAUCAUAUUUCGAGUAAUAUCAGAUGCUAUUAGACGUAGAUGGUACGUUCUUCUACUGGAUUAGCUUCUUGUCGCUGUUAGGUAAGCAUCAUUUGUAUAUAUCGAUCUAAAAAUUUCUGUUUUAUUAUUUAGACGUUAAGGGCGGUGAAAAAGCCCAACAUAAACUUCAGAUGUUAGCUCAUAUUUUAAUGUACUAUAUCAGUGCAAACCUAAUCUUCAGUGUUGUAGUUCUACCCCUUCAGUUCCCUGAAUCUUAUCUUUAAAAGUACAACCUUAAUCAUCUAGUGGCUACAUUAUAAAAUUUCGUUUACUCUUUGUGCUAACAGGACAAAAGUAAAAACGUACAAUGUUACGUACAUAAAUUUGCUUUAUCUGUAUAUAUGUGUGUGUGUGUAGAUACUGGUAUUGAGUCUUUAGGUCUUAGAAUAUUAUGUGAUGAAAUAUAUCCUUCUAUAUUCGAUUCAAACUGUAUACUUGUAUUAAACUUCUACAUUUAAACCGCAUUGUAGAAGCUGCUGUACAGUGGAAUAGUAAUUUUGUAUCUUGUUUGUAAGAGCAGCUUAUGGAAAUGCUAAGCAUAAUAUUUUACAUAGCCUCGUAAUUUUCUAAUAAUCUGUAUAAAGAAUGCACGAUGUUAUGACGAGCACGUGGAAUAAUGGUAAAUAAUUGUUGAAUAUUGUACAUGUUUUGUCAAUUUCACUUUCUUUGAAUGUUCCAUGUUUACUGUGAUAAAAUCCAAAUUCCCACCUUAAUAUUUAAGAAAGAAGUGCAGCGGAACAAGUUUUUGUCUUUAAGCUCAAUUUAUACGUACGUGAUCGUUCGUUUGUAAAUUGAAUAUAUAUAUACAAACAUUUUUUUACGUGAGUUAUCAAACGGAUUAUGUUUUAUAUCAUACUUGUUGUAUUUUACAUCCACUUGUCACCUUGAAUAAAGUAUAAUAC
Molecule: messenger RNA, 4054 nt
Organism: Limulus polyphemus (Atlantic horseshoe crab)
Lineage: Eukaryota; Metazoa; Arthropoda; Merostomata; Xiphosura; Limulidae
Product: synaptotagmin-10-like
Exons: 8
Coding region: 82-1494 (470 amino acids)
Biological process (GO): calcium-ion regulated exocytosis; cellular response to calcium ion; regulation of dopamine secretion
Cellular component (GO): membrane
Molecular function (GO): clathrin binding; calcium-dependent phospholipid binding; SNARE binding
Source: RefSeq, a predicted model, not a curated record